Anolis carolinensis (green anole) is the source of this 4111-nucleotide messenger RNA. RefSeq names its product CD180 molecule (gene cd180). NCBI's taxonomy places the organism in Eukaryota, Metazoa, Chordata, Lepidosauria, Squamata, Anolidae. The record is from RefSeq and is a predicted model, not a curated record. The transcript has 3 exons. Gene Ontology annotation, biological process: positive regulation of lipopolysaccharide-mediated signaling pathway; cellular response to lipopolysaccharide; B cell proliferation involved in immune response. Gene Ontology annotation, molecular function: protein binding. The coding region runs from base 293 to 2281 and encodes 662 amino acids. Gene Ontology annotation, cellular component: extracellular matrix.
AAGAGCAAGACCUUUUCUUAGACACCUGCACUUUCCUUCCAACACAGAAUGCAGCUAAGGUGUACAUGCGUGUAAGGAUUGGUGAAAGGAGCACAGAAGAGGAACUGAAAAGCUUAACCACACCUAAGUCACUUGGCUGCAAGGGGAAAUGGCUCUUUAUCUGUCGCGGCUCUUUGUCUCAGUCAGUUCUCCAGUUUAACAAAGCUUUCUGAAACCUGUUCUAGAAAAUUGUUUUUCAUCUUACUUCCAUUACUGAAGCUCGUCUGUGUGGAGAAUCUAAUAAAGCUCCCUAAUGGCCUUCGGCACGUCUUGGUGGGUUCUGAUGGGGCUUUUAGGUGUUUGCUGUGAAGCAACCAAGCCAGUAGAUAAGAUGUGCACUGAGCUUAUUACUAACAGAAGUUACAGUUGUGAAGGUUUAGAGCUGACCAAGAUUCCAGAUCAACUGCCUUCCAUGACUGAAGUCCUUGAUUUCAGCUUUAAUUUCCUGUAUUCCCUUCAUCUCUCAACAUUCAGCAAGCUGAAGGAGCUGGUGUUUUUAGAUUUAACAAGGUGCCAGAUUAACUGGGUAUAUGAAGAUGCAUUUGAGAACAAUUCUCAUCUGGAAUCUAUAAUCUUGAUUGGAAAUCAUCUUCUUUUCAUCGGAGAUACAGCAUUUGCAGGGCCUUUAUCACUGAAGCACCUUGACCUCACCCAAACAGGACUCACUAGUUUAAGAUUGAUUCCCAUGCAGGAUCUGGGUAGCCUGGAAACACUAAUACUAGGAAACAACCACAUUCAAUCUCUAAAGCUCCCACCAAGUUUCAAAACUAGAAACCUAAAAUAUUUGGAUUUUCAUAUGAACAACAUCCAAAAAAUAUCUGCUAAUGAUGUAAUGCUAUUUAAAAAAUUCAGCAAUCUGACUCUCAUACUAAAAGGGAAUGAUAUUGUGCACAUUGACCCUGGGGCUUUUCGCUCUAUUUCUUUCUACAGUUUGGAUGUGACCGGUUGUGCUAAUAUUCCCGUCAUCUUGAAAGGGUUAGAAGGGAGUCGAUCUGUUGCUCUUAAGCUUGGGACUUUUUUGGAUUCAGAUGUACUUCCAAUAAGUCCUACCACGCUGCAGAGCAUUGGCAAUGUAUCUGUAGACCACCUUACUCUGCAGUAUCGUAAUUUCCUAAAUCUCUCUUGUGAAACGUUCAAGUGGUUGAUCAAACUUAAGACACUGGACUUGACCCACACCUCACUCUCCGAAAUACCUCUUGGACACCAUAGGAUAGAUAUGCUGAAGGAAUUAAAUCUCAACAACAACAAAUUUGUACACCUUUGUGACAUCAGACCUUCUGUUUUCCCCACUGUCACACACCUCUACAUCAGAGGAAAUUCUAAGGAAUUGGAUUUGGGUGCUGGAUGUUUAGAAUCUCUGUCAAACCUUCAAUAUCUUGACUUGAGCAACAGUCAGAUAGAAGACUUGGACUGCUGCAGGAAGCAGUUCUCUGCACUGAGCACUUUGCAGCAUGUUAACAUGAGCUACAACAAGAAGCUGUUAUUCCACAGUACAGCCUUUAAUAGCUCUGCUCACCUGCAGGAUCUAGACCUGGCUUUCACACACAUUGACACCACCAAUGCCUCCGAGGGACCUUUUGGCAAUCUGCGGUUUUUGCAGACCCUAAACCUUUCUUUCUCGCAAAUUGGUCCAAAUAUCCAGCACAUCUUACAAGGUCUAGAGUCUCUUCGUGUCUUAAAUCUAAAGGGAAAUAAUUUUGAAUCUGGGACCAUUCUCACUGAGCAUCUUUUUCAGCAAGUGUACAAUUUAGAGGUGUUAAUUUUAUCUCACUGCAAAUUGUUGGCCAUAGAAACCAAAGCCUUUUCUAUCCUCAGGAAGCUACAGCAUGUGGACGUGAGCCACAACGAUCUUAUUACAUUCAAUUCAGGUGCCUUUUUUAAUCUUAGGAACAUCUAUCUCAAUUUUGCCAAUAACAGGAUCCAUAUUAUCCCACGUGAUAUGCUGGCUAAUUUAUCUGGCCAGAGCAUAAUCAAUUUAAGUUACAAUCCACUGGAAUGCACCUGUUCCAAUACUGGAUUAUUAACUUGGUACAAGCAAAACAUAGAUAAAAUUGAAGGCUUUGAAGAGACAGUCUGCUCUGAGCCCAAGCCACUAGCUGGUACUAAGCUCCUCUUUGUAAAUCUGUCUUGUGGAUAUAGCACUGCGAAGGUAAUAUUGAUUACCUUUGUUGUGAUAACAGUAAUUGCAGUGACCUUCAUUUUGAUCAUACGCUUUUUACAAAGAAAGUACCAACACAUUUAAGCUCCUGAAAACAGAAAAGUACACAAAAGUAACUUCAAAGAACAUAUUCAUAAUAAGGAAUUUACAAGGAAAUGUCAUUUUCUAACAGCACAUUUAUUUCCUGCUCCUCUUUAUAUCAAUAGUGUUCUCAUUUCCACUAUCCUGAUAUAAGGUAGUUUAGGGGGAAUUGUUGAAAAAAUAUAAGGAAAGAAGAAAGACGGUUCAGUUUUGCAUUCUCUGCAUGCAGUUCAUUCUGGCAGUAGCAUGUUAGAAAACCACAGCAGGCAAGCAGUGUAUGACAAGCAGGUAAAGGCUAAUAGGAGCUUUCCUUAGAAAAUGUGAAAAAGGAUAAAACUAGGUAUGUUACAAUGAUUUUAUGCCAUAUCAUUCAAAUCUGAAAAUUAAGAAAAGGCUUAGAAAUAUGGGGUUGUUGUGUGUGCUCUGAGGAUGCCUGCCAUAGAUGUUGGCGAAACGUCAGGAGAGAAUGCUUCUGGAACAUGGCCAUACAGCCUGGAAAACAUACAACAACCCUGUGAUUCUGGCCAUGAAAGCAUUUGACAACAUGCUGAGAAAUAUGUUUGAGAAAAAAAUGCAACUAGCAGUAAAGAAAUACCAUGUUAUUUUUCUUCAUUAAUUAAUAAGGUUUCAGAACAGCCAAGGAGACAAAGAACGGCCUGCGACCCACGACUCAAAAAACAUUUGACAAUUUUUUCUUCCAAUGCCCUCCAGGGAAUGCAGGGGCAUUUUGCCACCCUAUCUUAAACCCACAAAAGACCAUUUUUCUAAAAUAGGAAAUGGGCAGAAAGGACCAUUUUCUAAAACAGGAACUAAAAUGUCAUAGACUAAGAAGGACCCAAUAAGAGGUAGGCAUACAUAUUUGAUUCCUGUACCUGAUUGUGGAGCUAGAUAGCAGGUAGUUGUGUCUUUUUCAGUACAAAGAAGGAGAACAGAAUUCUUCCCAGUUUUAUUCACUGAGUUAAGAAUAAACAAAAGUUGGAAACAGCUUGAAGGCACCCAACAACAAAGUCUUAAAUUUAAAUAUAUAAACAUCAACUUUUCCCAUGAGCUUCUUUUUAGUGAUAGCAGCAAUAAAGCAUCACACAAAGAAAAGGGAACGUCUGAUUUGUAUAUUGUUUAAAUUUAUUUUGACAUAAGAAAUUAUGCGGCUUGCUCUUUCCCCCUAUAAUAGCUUUCAGUGUAUUAAUUACAGUAUUCUAACUUGCCAAAAUAAAUGUACUGACAAAUCUUAAAACAGCUGGCUUCAUAAUUUUUAUACAAGGCCAUACAACAUCUUACAUUGAUACUUUAAAAACAAAUAAACACAUUUGCCUAAAGAUGUAAUGCUGAAUUUACAUAGGAACCAUUGAAGAAAGAAUAUCCAUGUAAUGAAUAAAUCAGGGGUGUAUGACUCAAGUUGCCAGAAAUGUUUUGAACGUAAUCCAACAAAGCUAGACUCUGAAUGGGUAAUGCCAAUUAUUCCAUCCAAAACAUUCACCCUUCUUUCACAGUCUAGUCCAUGAUCAGUUUUCCAGAUAAAGAUCAUGCCAUAUGUCAGUCACCUGAAGUUCCUCCAUUUUUUGCAGUUUGCUAGGAUUUCUCAGAACUUAAGACAUUUUAUUGGAAAAAAUGACAGCAGGCACAAAUGUCUAUAUUUCUGAGUGUAAUUCUCAAAGUUUAUGGGAAAAAUAGUGAAAAGGUACUGAAGGCAUUAUCAGUUCCUGCUUGUGAGAAUGAGAAGCACCAAGAUUUAUAUUCCUACAUAUCUUGAUUCAAUUUUCUGACCUUUCCAUUCUUGCUGCUAUACCUGUAUUCUUCUCUAUUAAAAAUCGAUCCUGUCAACCAUGAAUUGCC